AUGGCUUCUAUGGAUGUACAGGCCAUCAGCGCCGCCUCUCCCGAUGUGGAGAAGAGCUCUCCCCCUUCUACCGACAGUGUCGAGAAGGGCUACUCUAACGAGGACGCCGCAGCCCUCGGCCGCCUCGGCUUGGACGACGACUCUCCAGAUGGCACCGUUCAGCGCAACCUCAAGCAAAGGCACCUUUCAAUGAUUGCUUUGGGCGGCACCAUCGGAACCGGUCUUUUCGUCGGUCUCGGCGGCUCCCUCGCCAAUGCUGGGCCCGUCAGCACCCUCGUUGCCUACAUGAUCAUGGGCAUUGUCGUUUACUCUAUGAUGGUCGCUCUCGGCGAAGUCAGCACGCUCCUGGCUGUUCCAGGUGGUUUCACCCACCACGCCACACGCUUCCUCGACCCAAGUCUUGGAUUCGCCCUCGGCUGGACUUACUGGUACUCCUACGGCAUCACCAUCCCCACCGAGAUCUCUGCCUCCGCCAUUCUCAUCCAGUACUGGGACGCAAACCAAACCAUUAACCCUGCCGCCUGGAUUUCUAUCCUCGUUGUCCUCGUCAUCGGCGUCAAUGCCCUCGGUGUCAAGUACUACGGCGAGACCGAAUUCUGGUUCUGCUUGAUCAAGGUCGUCGCCAUCAUCGUCCUCAUCAUCACCUCGCUCAUCAUCGACCUCGGGGGAGGUCCUCGCGGCGAUCGCAUCGGUUUCCGGUACUGGAAAAAUCCUGGUCCUAUGGCCCAGCUCUUCUGGAGCCCCGAUCCCGUUACUGGCAAGCCCACUGGAGGCAUCAGCGGUUCUCUUGGCCGUUUCCUCGCCUUCUGGAAUGUCUUCGUACAGUCUGCUUUCAGCUUCGCUGGAACAGAGAUCAUCGGAGUGGCUGUCGGUGAGGCCGAGAAUCCUCGUAAGAACGUUCCCAAGGCCAUCAAGCGAGUCUUCUGGCGAAUUCUCCUCUUCUACGUUUUGGGUAUCUUCAUGGUUGGCCUUGUUGUCCCAUACAACGAUCCACGCCUGCUAAACGGUGGCAGCGAUGCCAGUGCCUCUCCCUUCGUUCUCGCUAUCUCAAAUGCAGGUAUCCGCGUACUGCCUAGUUUCAUCAACGGUGUAUUGAUCGUCACAACUUGGUCUGCAGCCAACAGUGACCUCUACUGCUCGUCCAGGACCAUCUAUGCGCUUGCUCUCGAGCACAAGGCGCCGGCUUUCCUUCGCAAAUGCACCAAGAACGGCCUUCCUGUCUGGUCUCUGUUUGUGACUUCGCUCUUCGCACCGCUCGCCUACAUGUCCUGUGGAGCAGGCGGUGCAGCGCAGGCAUUCGAAUAUCUAUAUGCCGUCAGUGCCAUCAGUGUCAUUAUCGCCUGGGUCAUCAUCCUUGCAACGUAUGCCCGCUUCUACCAAGGUCUCAAAUUCCACGAGAUUCCCCGCAGUACCCUUCCGUACACCGCUCCUUUCCAACCAUAUCUCACUUACUUUGGUAUCUUCUUCCUCUGCCUCGUGCUUCUGUUCUCCGGCUUCACCGUCUUCCUCAACGGCCAGUGGAGCACAAGCAGCUUCGUCACCACAUACAUCUGCCUCCCCCUGUUCCUCGUCAUGUGGCUUGGAUGGAAAUUCUACCACAAGACCCAGUUCGUCAGCCUCUCUCAGAUGGACUUUGACACUGGCCGUAGGCAGAUCGACGAAAACGAGGAGGCAGAGAAGAUCAAGGAAUCCCAGCAGACUCGCUCUACUCUCCAGCGUAUUUGGGACUGGUUGAUGUAA
Sporisorium graminicola is the source of this 1740-nucleotide messenger RNA. RefSeq lists its product as uncharacterized. Gene Ontology annotation, cellular component: membrane. Lineage: Eukaryota; Fungi; Basidiomycota; Ustilaginomycetes; Ustilaginales; Ustilaginaceae. Bases 1 to 1740 code for a protein of 579 amino acids. The transcript has a single exon. The record is from RefSeq and is a predicted model, not a curated record. Gene Ontology annotation, molecular function: amino acid transmembrane transporter activity. Gene Ontology annotation, biological process: amino acid transmembrane transport.